Messenger RNA from Mya arenaria, 2144 nucleotides. RefSeq lists its product as uncharacterized. The coding region runs from base 136 to 1830 and encodes 564 amino acids. Gene Ontology annotation, molecular function: ubiquitin protein ligase activity; metal ion binding; translation repressor activity. The transcript is spliced from 2 exons. The record is from RefSeq and is a predicted model, not a curated record. Gene Ontology annotation, biological process: proteasome-mediated ubiquitin-dependent protein catabolic process; negative regulation of translation; protein polyubiquitination. Lineage: Eukaryota; Metazoa; Mollusca; Bivalvia; Myida; Myidae.
CGAAUAUUUGAUAAGCAACACAUUCACGAUUUAGCUCUUUUAAAAGGACGGCUCCGUGCUUGUUGAAAGAGAGAUCUAACCCUGGAUACAGACAAUUGAAGAACUUUCCUGUACGAACGAGUUUCCUUUCGGCUCAUGAUGGAUAUACGGAUUAGGAAAUUGAAAAGUCCUGGAAUGAGCCGUUCGCUUCCGACGAGUCGAACGUUCCCGACUGGGUCGAAAAUCAACUGUUUUCAACAAUGCAUCACUACGAGCACAGACAGCCUGAAUUCCGACCUAUGCAAGUCUCCGAAACUCGGACAAUACCGGAAAAUCCCAAACCUCUCCGAAUGUGACGUAUGCCGCGCAAUGAUUAAAGAGGUUAUUAGUUUGAAGUGCUUUCAUUCCACUUGUGACAAGUGUCUGGAAAAGUAUAAGAUUGUAAAAAACGGAUGUCCUGUGUGCGAACACGACGUAUGUGAUUCUCAGAGUUCGUCGAGCAGCGAGCGGAUGCUGGAAGACAGGACGUGCUCCGUGGACGACCUCUUUUUCCACGACCUUGACAUUGAGAAGGCCAGCGACUUCUCUCCGGACACCAUCAACAAUCUUGAGUCGAAGGUGCUGGGGGAACUCGCGGACAAAUUCUCAAAACUUGGACAAGAACAGGGGAGACUUGUCAAAGAGGCAGAUGAAGAAAUUGAUAAGAUAAAAGAACACGUUGUUAAGCUUAAGGCAGCGAUCGACGCUAAAGCGGAGUUCUUGCUGAGAAAUGUUCAAGAAAGCAAGGCCCGACACAGUGCAGAGUUGAAAAGACAAGAAAUGGACCUGACUUCUUUUACUGAGUUUCUCCAGGAUUCUAUUAAGAGUAUUCGUCUGUCUUUAGAGAAUUCGAAGCAGCAAAAUAUCGAACCAGACAAGACACUGGAAGACAAAUUAAGGAAUCUUAUUAAGUUAUCAGACCAGGUUGUCAAUGAAAAUGUUCAUAUUCGCUUUAACGUGAAGCCCAUUACAGAUGCGAGUUUAGAGACUGUGCUAGGCAAGGUCGGUGUUCGUGUUUUUCUCGAGCGGCCUCUGAGUGCCACCUUGCAGAGGACCCUCUUGUUUCCGGCGUCCGUGGUGUGCAUCUGUCCCAUCAACGGGAACCAGGCAUGGGUCGGCUAUCAGAACUUCAUACAGCUGUGCUCCAAGACGGGAGAACGCUCUCAGCCCAUCGAUAUGACAGACGAUGUCCAUGAUCUAUCUAAUGACGAUAAAGGAAACGUUCUAGUUGCCUGUCACACAAGUAUUAAACUCAUGACCCCAAACAUUCAAGUGCAGACGUUGUUUUCAUGUGAACAGCCGGUACAAAGUGUAACGUGUACGCAGGACGGACACAUUGUAGCAUGUGUUGGCACAAGUGUCGCCAUGUUUGACAAACAAGGAAAUUCUAUCAUGGAACUUUCAGAUAGUAGUCUAGGAGAAAUUAAAAUGCCAUACAAGGUCCGGAUAAACGCCAACGGGGACAUUUGUAUUUCCGAUUUCCAGUCGAAUUCUGGCGAAGUCAGCAUCUUUGACGGUUCCGGACGGGCAGUGGCUAAAAUACGGACCGACGGCAUGGCGCCACGUGGACUAGUUUAUAACCGACAGGGCCUUAUUUACGUUGCUGACUUCCGAGCGGACCGGAUCAACGUUUACUCUAGGCAUGGCCACUUUCUUCAGACCCUGAUCAAUACCGGAAGUAACGGUCUGUCUGGCCCCCUGAGUGUAGCCCUGGACGAGUCAGGCGACCUUUGGAUCGGGGACUGGAAACGCCGGCUUCGCGUUUACUCGCAUACCGUGGAACCUUCCGUCAAGGAGUCUGACAAUACGUGACGUCAUAACUGUGAGAGUACUGCACACCGUGCCGUCAACGGUUGACGUCACAACGGAAGUUAGUUGUGCGUAGAAUUUGUGAUAGUUUAAUAAAUCGGUCUCAUUCCAGUAAGGUAUCUGAAUAAGAUUACGUAAUACAAUGAUUUGUAUAUUGAUCAAUUUUUAUAAAAGGAUAUUUUAUUUUUCUCUGUCUCUCUCAUUGGAUGUAUAAACUACUGUAUGGUUUAAUAAUUUUGUUCAGAUUUUUUAAGAAAACAGUUUUAUUUUUUUUAUAAUCCUAUAAUUAGUGCUAAUUAAAAUCAAUAUAAACAAAG